Cyprinus carpio (common carp) is the source of this 867-nucleotide messenger RNA. RefSeq names its product ubiquitin carboxyl-terminal hydrolase 15-like. NCBI's taxonomy places the organism in Eukaryota, Metazoa, Chordata, Actinopteri, Cypriniformes, Cyprinidae. The transcript has 5 exons. Bases 138 to 806 code for a protein of 222 amino acids. Gene Ontology annotation, molecular function: cysteine-type deubiquitinase activity. The record is from RefSeq and is a predicted model, not a curated record.
GCUAACAGCCGAUCCGCCUACAAAAUGACGUCACGCGGCGGCGUGCGUGAUGACGCCAGUGCCUCCGGAAGUGUUCGGGGUUGUCUUAUUGCUCUUCGAGCGGCUUCGGUAGUGUGCGUCUGUGCGAGUGAGUGAAGAUGGCAGAAUGCUGCAAGACAGAUGUGGAGACGCAGAGAGAAGAGAUCGCGGCGCUCUUGAAAAUGCCGCUGCGCAAAGCAGAGACCUGGUAUUUGGUGGACAUUAGCUGGUUCAAGAUGUGGAAGAAAUAUGUGGGUUUUGGCAGCUGGGACAUAUAUGUGAGGGGCAGCCAGAACGUGUUUCCUGGACCAGUGGACAACUCUGGUCUGCUCAGAGACUGGGACACGCUGGACAUUAAGGAACACCUCAUUGAUGAGCUGGACUAUAGCCUGGUUCCCACAGAGGGCUGGAAGAAGCUUGUGAGCUGGUACGGCCUGAAAGAUGGACAGGAGCCUAUUGCUCGAAAGGUGGUAGAAGCGGGCAUGUUUGUGAAACACUGUAAGGUGGAAGUAUAUCUCACUGAACUCAUGCUAUGUGAAGACAACAACAUGGACAACAUUGUCUCUAGGAGGUUCAGCAAAGCAGACACCAUAGCCCUUAUUGAACGAGAAAUGAGGAAAUUGUUCAGUGUACCAGACGAGAAGGAAACAAGGUUGUGGGGCAAAUACAUAAACAAUACCUGGGAGCCACUGAAUAACUUGAACAGCACCAUUCAAGACGCUGGUCUCUAUCAGGGACAGGUAAGACAGUUUAUGCUUACUGCAACCAGGAACCAUAUGCUAAUCUGAUAAACCUGAGAAUUAUCAGAAAUGGAUCAGCUCCAAAAUGAGCUUUUCCAUUAAGUGCCAA